Molecule: messenger RNA, 1296 nt
Organism: Symbiodinium sp. CCMP2456
Lineage: Eukaryota; Dinophyceae; Suessiales; Symbiodiniaceae
Source: the annotation of a GenBank genome assembly
AUGCCAUGGCAGCGGUCCCUCAAGCCACGGUCUCGAGGCUUCCUUCUAGCCUUAGUGAUCCUGGGCUUGGGCUGGACCUGGGCCUACUCGAGGCUUCCCCCAGCCUUUGUGUACGGCUGCAACCUCGUGCCAACGCGGCAUACGAGCCGGCGGGCACAAGCGCAAGACGUCAUGAAGGAGACACUGGCGGACUUCUCAGAAGCCGUGGUCUCGGAGAACUCCACUGCUACAGGCAGCAUUCCAGAGAGCACUGCUGACUUCUGGCGACUGACGGACAGUGAGAGGAGUAUUGGCGGACGGCGAUCAAAAGUCACUAAGUCAGCUGCAAUCGUUUUACUGGGGGUGGUAACAGUCUUGUGGGGUUCCCAGCAUUCCAUCAUCAAGUACACCCUGCAGCAGGGCGCCAACGACAGUCUUCAGGCUGCAUCUUUGAAUCUGGUUCGUUUUGGCUUGGCGGGGCUUUGCUUCUCGCCCUGGCUGCCGGUUGCUCGCCCGGAGCGUCAAGGUGUACGGGCCCGGCUCGAGUGGCGAGCCGGUGCAGAAUUAGGCUUUUGGCUGUUUUUGGGCUUUUGCUUACAGGCAGCGGGGCUUCUGUAUACCACGGCGCAACGCAGCGGCCUCCUGCUGUACCUCAACGUGAAGCUCGUCCCUUUCUUUGCUUGGUCCAUCUUUGGCCGGGCAGUUCCCCUUUCAGCCUGGCUGUCGGCGCUCGCAGCAUUCCUAGGGACCUUGUUGGUCGCCAUGGAUGAUGCUGCUGGGGUCGACCCCAACGUCGGAGACCUGCUGAGCUUGCUCGCAGCGGCAGCUUCGGCAAUGUUUAUCCUACGGCUGGAAACGUUUGCGCCUGUUACGGACGACAAGGCCAUCAAUGCGGUCAGCACGCUGUCUGUUGCAGUGCUUUGUGUUCCAUGGGCACUUCUGGUAGCUUGCGGAAGCGCACCAGCAGAGGUGCUCGGUGGGCCCUUAGAUGGCCUCGCUGCCUCGGCAGUAACCAGCGUCGCAGGACGCUGUUGGGAUCUGCUCCUCAACCAACCGUGGUCGGUGCUCUAUCUUGGGGUGCUGACGACGGCAUUCACGAACUGGCUUCAGACCAUAGGUCAGCAAAGCGUGCCGGCCACAACGGCAUCUGCCAUCUAUGCGCUGGACCCGCUGUGGGGCGCUUUCUUCGCGUACCUCUUCCUCGGAGAAGCUCUCGGGCCGCAGGGUCUCCUGGGAUGCCUUUUGCUGUUCGCAGUAUGGCUCUACCAACUGGCAUCCACACUUUCAGAGGAGGAGUCAGAGCAGCCUCGUAGCUAG